This is a messenger RNA of Macroventuria anomochaeta, 1154 nucleotides long. Its product is annotated as mitochondrial carrier. Lineage: Eukaryota; Fungi; Ascomycota; Dothideomycetes; Pleosporales; Didymellaceae. The coding region runs from base 89 to 997 and encodes 302 amino acids. The record is from RefSeq and is a predicted model, not a curated record. The transcript is spliced from 7 exons. Gene Ontology annotation, biological process: transmembrane transport.
GUCCGACUCGUUCACACACCCGCCCGCCGUUCCUUGCUCUCACCCUCCACUCUUCCUCCUACCCUCUCUCUUCGUUGUCGCCAGCAACAUGUCGUCCGCCGAUGCGAAGCCUCUGCCGUUCAUCUACCAGUUCGCGGCUGGUGCCGUGGCUGGCGUGUCAGAAAUCCUGAUCAUGUACCCGCUGGACGUCGUCAAGACCAGGAUACAACUUCAGACCGGAAAGGCAACCGGUGAGGAUGCCUACAACGGCAUGCUGGACUGCUUCCGCAAGAUCGUGAAGAACGAAGGCGCCUCGAGGCUGUACCGCGGUAUCAGCGCGCCCAUCCUCAUGGAGGCUCCCAAGAGGGCCACCAAGUUUGCUGCCAACGACUCCUGGGGAGCCUUCUACCGCAACCUGUUUGGCCAGGCCAAGAUGAACCAGUCCCUAUCCAUUCUGACCGGAGCGACUGCUGGUGCAACCGAAGCGUUUGUCGUCGUCCCCUUCGAGCUCGUCAAGAUUCGUCUUCAGGACAAGGCCCAGGCCCACAAGUACAACGGCAUGAUGGACUGUGUCACCAAGAUCAUCAAGCAGGAGGGCCCUCUCACACUCUACCAAGGUCUUGAGUCCACUAUGUGGCGCCACAUCCUCUGGAACGCGGGGUACUUCGGCUGCAUCUUCCAGGUCCGCGCGCUUCUGCCUGCAGCAAAGGACAAGAAGGGCCAGAUCACCAACGAUCUGUUGUCUGGUGCCGUCGGUGGUACAGUCGGUACGAUCCUCAACACCCCAAUGGACGUUGUCAAGUCGCGCAUUCAGAACUCUUCCAAGGUCGUAGGCACAGUGCCCAAGUACAACUGGGCGUUCCCCGCUCUGGGUACAGUUUUCCGUGAGGAAGGCUUCGGUGCUCUUUACAAGGGCUUCACACCCAAGGUGCUGAGAUUGGGUCCCGGUGGUGGUAUCCUGCUCGUUGUCUUCACCGGUGUCAUGGACUUCUUCCGCAGCAUGCGUGAGGGGAAAUAAGCUGCGAAGAUUGGAGGUAACGAGAAGGAAACGAUACACCGAAUGAGCGAACGAAUUCCAUCUUUUCUUGAGUCAUGUCAGGAGACUCCAUGUCAGAUAGACGGUACAUCGUGGACCUAAAAGUCGUAUUCUUCACAACAUUCAAAGUACACACGAG